Cuculus canorus (common cuckoo) is the source of this 1570-nucleotide messenger RNA. RefSeq names its product porcupine O-acyltransferase (gene PORCN). Gene Ontology annotation, biological process: canonical Wnt signaling pathway; protein palmitoylation; lipid modification. The coding region runs from base 54 to 1427 and encodes 457 amino acids. NCBI's taxonomy places the organism in Eukaryota, Metazoa, Chordata, Aves, Cuculiformes, Cuculidae. Gene Ontology annotation, cellular component: endoplasmic reticulum; membrane. The transcript is spliced from 14 exons. The record is from RefSeq and is a predicted model, not a curated record. Gene Ontology annotation, molecular function: Wnt-protein binding; palmitoleoyltransferase activity.
UCAGCGCGGAAGCCCCGCCCCCUUCGGCUUCGGCGGCGCCGGGAGAGGGCACGAUGUCGGCGCUGCCUCCCGGGGAGUUUGCGGCGCAGGUGGUGCCGGGGUGCGUGGUGCCCACGGCGCGGCAGGGGUUGGCGCAGCUCUGGCCGCUGCUGCUCCUCUGCCUCGGGGCUCGGCUGCUGCAUCGCCUGCCGCUGCCGCGGGGUGGGAAGCACGCGGGGGCGGUGGCGGGGGGGCUGCUGGCCCUGCACCAUUUCUUCGGGGCGCAGGCGCUGUGGGUGGCCCUGCUCAGCGCCCUCUGCACCCUCACCCUCCUGCUCAGCCGCGCGCGGGCCCAGCGCGGCCUCUGCCUCGCCCUGGCCGCCCUCAGCUACCUCCUCAUGGGGGAGCUCCACAUGGUGGACACAGUCACGUGGCACAAGAUGCGAGGGGCACAGAUGGUGGUGGCGAUGAAGGCGGUGUCGCUCGGCUUCGACCUGGACCGGGGGGGUCCCGGGGGGGCCGUCCCCGAACCGUCCCCCGCUCAGGUUUUGGGGUACCUCUGCUCCCCCGGCUCCGUCAUCUUUGGACCUUGGGAACCUUUUGGGGCGUAUCUGCGCGCCGUCGAGGGGCCCCCCUUGAGCGCGGCGUGGGCGCGGAAGGGGCUGCGGAGCCUGGGGCUGGCGCUGCUCUGCCUGCUCGGCUCCACCUGCCUCGCGCCCUUCCUCUUCUCCUGCCUCGUCCCCCUCUACGGCGCCCGCGCCCUGCGGCGAAGCGUCUUCGCGAGGUGGCUCCGUGCCUACGAGAGCGCUCUCUCCUUCCACUUCAGCAAUUUCUUCGUGGCGUUCCUCUCCGAGGCCACGGCCACCCUGGCCGGCUCGGGGGCCACCCCGACCCACGGCAACCUGCGCUGGGACCUGACGGUGUCGCGGCCGCUGCGCGUGGAGCUGCCGCGUUCCAUGGCCGACGUGGUGACCAACUGGAAUCUGCCCAUGUCCCGCUGGCUGCACACCUAUGUCUUCCAGACCGCGCGGCGCUUGGGGACCUUCGCGGCUGUGUUGGGAACCUACGCUGCCAGCGCCCUCCUCCACGGUCUCAGCUUCCACCUGGCGGCGGUUCUCCUCUCCCUCGGCCUCAUCACCUACGCCGAGCACGCCCUGCGGCAGCGUUUGGCCGUUGUCUUCGACGCCUGCGUCCUGUCCAAGCGCUGCCCCCCCGGGUGCCCCCACCGGCACAAGGACGCGCUGUGGGUUCGGGCUCUGAACGGAGCUCUGGGCGCCGUCGCCCUCUUCCAUCUCUCCUACUUGGGCGCUCUCUUCGACGUGGAAGCCGACGACACUGUGGAGGAGCAGGGCUACGGAAUGGCCUACACCAUCCGCAAGUGGUCGGAGCUGAACUGGGCCAGUCACUGGGUGACACUGGGCUGUUGGCUGCUCGCCCGCCUCCUCUGAGGGUAACUGGGAGGCACUGGGAAGCACUGGGAAGCACUGGGAGCAAUAGGGAACAAUGGCGGCACCAACGAGAGGCCGCUCUGCCCCAACCCUGGGGCCUCUCUGGGCCUCCCCGGAGGUCGCGCUCUAUGGUUUCGGGGGCC